Molecule: messenger RNA, 3807 nt
Organism: Papaver somniferum (opium poppy)
Lineage: Eukaryota; Viridiplantae; Streptophyta; Magnoliopsida; Ranunculales; Papaveraceae
Product: exocyst complex component SEC8-like
Exons: 27
Coding region: 170-3373 (1067 amino acids)
Biological process (GO): Golgi to plasma membrane transport; exocytosis
Cellular component (GO): exocyst
Source: RefSeq, a predicted model, not a curated record
AAAUAAACAAAAAGAAAAAGAAAAAGAAAAAUCAAACCAUUUUAAUCUUUCACUUCCUUCUACUCAUCCCUGCCCCUGUUAAAACUAUCUAAUUCCUCUUUCUAAACAGUCUAAUUCCCUUGGAUCCAUCGGUUGAUGAUUUCAACUGUGUUUUGUUGAUUUUCUCGAAAUGGGUAUUUUUGAUGGAUUGCCUAUUUCCUCUGAGAAAGCUUAUCUGAAAGACGAGAUAUCUUCAAUAGAUGAAAGCUGGGCAGCUGCUCGUUUCGAUUCAUUACCUCACGUGGUACAUAUUUUGACAUCAAAGGACCGUGAAGGAGAAGUACGCUCUUUGAAGGAACAAAGUGAUGUCGUUGAGGAAGUUGUCGAUGAAGUUGUGCAUGCAUAUCAUAGUGGCUUUAACAAAGCAAUUCAGAAUUAUUCCCAAAUCCUGCGACUGUUCAGUGAAUCGGCUGAAGGUAUUGCCAUUUUAAAGGUUGACUUGGCAGAGGCAAAGAAGCGCCUUGGCACCCGUAACAAGCAAUUGCAUCAGUUGUGGUCUAGGUCUGUCACAUUGCGCCAUAUAAUCUCAUUGCUGGAUCAAAUUGAAGGCAUAGCUAAGGUUCCAUCUCGUAUCGAGAAGCUUAUUGCUGAAAAGCAGUUCUAUGCUGCGGUUCAAUUGCAUAUCCAGUCAACAUUGAUGCUUGAGAGAGAGGGCCUUCAAGCGGUUGGUGCUUUGCAAGAUGUUCGUAAUGAAUUAGCAAAGUUGCGUGGAGCUCUAUUUUAUAAGGUUUUGGAGGAAUUGCAUAGCCAUUUGUAUGAUAAGGGUGAAUACAGCUCAGUUACAGCGAGCAUAGAUGAAAGAGAUGAUGACCUGCCUACUACCACAGCACAUGCUUCAUCAAUGAAUAAUUCGCAACCUCUGUCUCGAAGAACUAGAUUGUUUAAAGGCGACAACCAGUUUGGUGCUUCAGGGCUUGGAGAUGGAUUUUAUAGUCGGGGUUCAGCUGAGGGAGGGUCUUCAUUUGAUGGCCAAGAUGAUGACAGUGUCGAUAUACGUGACGGAUCUGAUGGUAAGGUUAAUGGUGGUGAUGGUAAAGUUGCUUCACGUCAAAUUCCAACCUGGCUUGCCUAUUCCACUCCAAACGAGUUCCUUGAAGCAGUGAAAAAAAGUGAUGCUCCUCUUCAUGUGAAGUAUUUACAGACCAUGGUUGAGUGUCUUUGUAUGCUUGGAAAGGUUGCUGCUGCUGGAGCUAUUAUAUGCCAAAGAUUGCGACCCACUAUACAUGAGAUUAUCACAUCAAAGAUUAAAGCUCAUGCAGCUGUUGUUAAUUCUUCUAGACCUGGAAUUGGUGACUCGGCUAAAACUACAAGUCCAGGUUUACAUUGUUUCAAAAAAAAAAUGGAAAGCUUCCAGUUGCAGAAAGAAAAGCGUCCAAAUGGGAUAAUGCAGAAGGCUGGGACACUAUUAGCAGUUAGUCCAGUCUCACCUACAAUGGCCCCACUUGGUGCAGCUCAAGCUGCAGCCAAUGAACUUCUUGAGGCGGUAUUGGAUGAUAUUGUACGAAUACUUGAGAAUCAUGUUAUCGUUGGUGAACUUCUGGAAUCUAAAUCAGGACAACACAGUGACUUGAGCACACCAAAGUCAAUGAACGGAGACAUGAGCUGGAACAAUGAUUCUGAGUCAUCUCAGAACACUGGAGGCUAUAGUGUAGGAUUUUCCUUGACCGUCUUGCAGAGUGAGUGCCAGCAAGUCAUAUGUGAGAUUCUACGAGCAACUCCAGAAGCUGCAUCAGCAGAUGCUGCUGUACAAACAGCUCGACUUGCAAAUAAGGGCCCUUCAAAGGAAAAGAGAGAUGGCUCGGAAGAUGGUCUUACAUUUGCUUUUCGCUUUACAGAAACAACGUCCUCCCUCCCAAACCAAGGAGCCGAUCUUAUUCGUCAAGGGUGGAGGAGGGGGUCAAAUGUGCAGCAAGAGGGCUAUGGUACUACAGGUGUCCUUCCUGAGCAAGGAAUCUAUCUAGCAGCCGCAAUAUACCGUCCUGUGCUUCAGUUUACAGAUAAGGUUGCAUCAUUGCUGCCCCAAAAGUAUUCUCAGCUUGGUAAUGAUGGGUUACUAGCGUUCGUGGAGAAUUUUCUGAAGGAUCAUUUCUUACCCACCAUGUUUGUGGAUUAUCGCAAAAGCGUCCAGCAAGCUAUAUCAAGUCCUGCUGCAUUCAGACCACGAGCACAUGCUGCUACAACUUAUAAUCCACUGAUUGAGAAGGGACGUCCUGUCUUACAAGGCCUGUUGGCUAUUGAUUUCUUAGCAAAGGAGGUGCUUGGCUGGGCUCAAGCCAUGCCUAAGUAUGCUGGCGACCUCGCAAAGUAUGUACAAACUUUUCUUGAGCGGACGUAUGAAAGAUGCCGGACGUCAUAUAUGGAGGCAGUUCUUGAGAAACAGAGCUAUAUGCUCAUCGGAAGGCAUGAUGUCGAGGGUCUCAUGCGAGUUGAUCCAGCAAGUGUCUAUUUACCAAAUUCAGCCGGUCAGUCGCACCUUGAAAAUAGUGGUACAGAUGCUGAGACUGUUGAGGUGGAGAUAGAGAUGAGUGAUUUGUUAUUGAAUUUGAGGCCAAUUAAGCAGGAGAAUUUAAUUCGCGACGAUAACAAACUCAUUCUGCUGGCUUCUCUUAGUGAUUCAUUGGAAUAUGUGGCCGACUCCAUCGAAAGCCUUGGACAAGCAUCCUCAAGGUCAUCAAAUCAAUUAGAAGAGGAGAACCACAAGAAACAAGCUCAUCACCAUAAACGAACUAGCAGUGUACCUACCAGGGAUUUGGCCUCAUAUGCUGAAGAGUACAGGAGACUCGCGAUUGAUUGUCUUAAGGUUUUACGUGUAGAGAUGCAGCUAGAGACAAUCUUUCAUAUGCAGGAAAUGAGUAGUAGAGAAUAUGUGGAGGAUCAAGAUGCGGAAGAGCCGGAUGAUUUCAUUAUUUCCCUUACAGCACAGAUAACACGUAGGGAUGAGGAGAUGGCACCUUUUGUUGCGGAGAAAAAGCGGACUUACAUAUUUGGUGGAAUAUGUGGUGUUGCAGCAAAUGCGUCUAUCAAGGCUUUGGGGGAUAUUAAGUCUAUCAACCUUUUUGGGGUUCAACAGAUAUGCCGGAAUUCCAUCGCAUUAGAACAGGCCAUAGCAGCAAUCCCGUCGAUUGAUAGUGAAGCUGUUCAGCAAAGAUUAGACCGUGUUCGGACUUAUUAUGAACUGCUGAACUUGCCAUUUGAAGCUUUGCUUGCCUUUAUUGCGGAGCAUGAGUACUUGUUUACAGCUGCAGAGUAUUCAAGUCUUCUUAAGGUCAAGGUACCAGGCAGGGAGAUUCCUACUGAUGCUGAGGAUCGGGUAUCUGAGAUUCUGUCCCACUAGUCCCUCCUGAAGCAUUUCAUUGAGCUUACAUACAAUGGGGCAGGGAAGGAAUUGUUUGUCUCUUUCUCGAGGAGUUUUUGAGGAGAUGGAGGUGCAGACAGUUGUAAAGGAUACGAGUCUAAGGUGUUUCAGCACCGUCUGUGAUGUAGUGAUCUAUCAUCAAUAGGGACAAUUAUCUGCCAAUUUGUUCAUCUAUAUAUAUAUAUUUUUUUUUUCUGAUUCGUUCAUGGUUAGGGUUUUGUAUUUGUUGCUUCUUGGCUAUGUGAGGGCUUAUUUUUUGUAAUGUUGAUAGCUGUAGGUCCGAGGUAUACAUAUACAUUCAAAUCAGUCUUUCUUUAUCAAAUUGUUUGCAACAUAUUAUAUGUUUUGAGUUUUCAACCAUGUUGGUUUCCUGUAUUAUGUCAUAAUAAAUGAGAAGAAUUUUUGUUCCACAA